CGCUUUUUAUAAAAUGGCUACCUUGAAAAUUUAAAUUUAUUUAUCGUAUUUUGAUUCGUUAUAAAUCAUUUAAAUUCUAGUGGAAUUCUAUAAAUAUUUUUAAAUCUACUCAAUGACUAGUGAUAUAAAUUAUAGAAUACCGGUAGAUAGUGAGGAUUCUCAAUUGAGUGAUUCGUCUGAUGAAGAAUAUUUACCAUGUGAUACUGGGGCAAUUGAAUCAGAUUAUUCGGAUAUUGAAAGCAAUGACUCUGACUCAAGCCAUCCUGAUGAUGAAUUGUCAGGACGACGAAAUAUAUGGAAAUCCUCUUUAACUAAUGUCCCACGAGUAGCCCCAGAUUGGAAAGGCAGUUUACCCUUCGCCAAUAAAGUUAAAAAUCCGAUAUACUACUUCAAAUUUUUACUGGGAAAUAUACUUCCUACAAUAGUUCAACAAUCAAAUCUAUAUUCUAUUCAAAAAGAUAUAAGCAGACCCCUUAAUUUAUUGUUAGAUGAAUUAGAACAAUUCAUAGGUAUUUUGUUCUAUAUGAGCAUUAUAAAUCUACCAAGAGCUCGUUUAUAUUGGACGGCUAAUACUAGAAUCGCUAAUGUAGCUAACAUUAUGUCAGUAAAAAGGUGGGAGUUCAUAAAAUCAUGUUUUCACAUAAAUGACAACACGAAAGCAUGUCCUUUUGGGACUGAUGGGUAUGAUGCUCUUCAUAAAAUACGACCUAUGCUGACGAUCACAACAAAUAUUUUAAAAGAUAUUACACUAGGAGAAAAUCUAUGCGUCGAUGAGCAAGUUGUUCCUUUCAAGGGACAAAGUAAGAUGAAACAAUACAACCCCCAAAAGCCUAAAAAGUGGGGUUUUAAAUUCUUUUUAUUAUGUGGAAAUGAUGGUAUUGUUUAUAAUUAUGAAAUGUAUAUGGGGAAGAUUCUCCAAGCCGAAGGUAUGCCAGAUAUAGGAGCUUGUGGGAAUUCAGUUCUGCGCAUGGUUGUCGCAGUUCCAUUGAAUCAAAAUUAUAAGUUAUACUUUGACAAUUGGUUCUCUAGCAUAAACUUACUGGUUAUAUUAGCGCAAAGGGGAAUACAAUGUGUAUCAACGGUUAGGGCAAAUCGCCUCAAAAAUUGUGUUUUGCCGACAGAUCAAGAGAUCAAAAAAAAAGGAAGAGGAAGUUUUGUUGAAAAAAAAACGGUGAUCAAUGGAGUAGAAUUAUCUGUAAUCAAAUGGUUUGACAAUCGUUCAGUUUAUCUAAUGAGCAGCUUUAUAGGGGCCCACCCGAUAUCUGACGUGAAACGAUUCGAUAGAAAAAAAAAGGAAAGCAUUAACGUAAAAUGUCCAGCCAUUGUUAAAAAUUAUAAUAAAAACAUGGGUGGAGUGGAUCUUAUAGAUUCCCUACUAGCAUUAUAUAGAAUUCAUAUCAGGUCCCGAAAAUGGUAUCACCGAGUAGCCUUUCAUAUAUUUGACAUGAUGCUUGUUAAUUCAUGGCUAUUGUACCGGAGAGAUUGUAACCUGUUACAAAUUCCCAGGAAAGAGCAGGAGUCGCUCCUAACUUUUAAAAUAUCAGUUGCAGAAGUAUUGUGCAAAGGAAAUAAAAGCAUUAAUUCAGUAACGGGUAAUAAACGAAUAUCGGUGCAAUCGGAAUAUAUAAAAAAGUGUAAAAAAGGUACAGCACAAUGUUUACCAAAUUCGGAAAUUCGGAAAGACCAAUUUGCACAUUGGCCUAAGUAUAAUGACAAAAAGGUCAGGUGCAAAUUACCAGGAUGUAAGGGGAUUACAAAAGUAGCUUGCGACAAAUGCGGGGUAUCAUUAUGUUUUACUCCAGCAAAUAAUUGUUUUACUAUAUUUCAUAAAAACUGAUUUUUUUGCAUUUGUAUAUCAUUUUUAUACAUUAUAUAAUUUACAUUAUUAAAAUAAAAAUAU
Molecule: messenger RNA, 1900 nt
Organism: Gordionus sp. m RMFG-2023
Lineage: Eukaryota; Metazoa; Nematomorpha; Gordioida; Chordodea; Parachordodidae
Product: piggyBac transposable element-derived protein 2-like
Exons: 3
Coding region: 113-1837 (574 amino acids)
Source: RefSeq, a predicted model, not a curated record